AUGUCCUCGAUCAAACAGGUGCAGGACCUAGAGAAGCAGAUGGAACGCCUCAGGCGGGACAAUACCAACUUGAAGAGAGCGCUCCAGGAGCGAGACGGUGCGAUGGACGUAGAUCCGGAUGGUCUUGAUCAGUUUCCCCUUCAGCUACCGGAGCUAGGAGCAGAUAUCAAGCGAAGGAAGCGGCCAGCCCCUAUUCACGACUUGGCGCGGGCAAGAUCGAACAUGCGCAUUUUCUCCAAAGGCAUCUGGAAAGCACCUGCUCAGUACCGCCAGGCACCUUCGACGCCAUUGUUCGACCCUCAGAGACCUGAUUUGCCUCCCAGGCAGACGAUUGAUCAGCUCCUACACACGUACUACGGCUCUGCGCACACCAUGUUUCCUAUCCUUCAUUGGCCAACGUUUCAGAUGGGAGUCGAGGACCUCUACAGAAUCGGCAACACGAAAACCGUGCAGCCGGCAUGGUUAUCGACAUUCUUCGCGGCUCUGGCACUCGGCAGCCUCUUCAGUCAGGAUCCCCAUCGCGCAUUUCGGGCGGCAGAACUGCUGGAAGUUGCCAGGGGCAUGAUCGACCCUUGGAACAACGACUACGUCCUCGACAAUGUACGCGCGCUGCUUCUCGUUACUCUUUGUCUGAACGAGAUGAACCAGAAGUCAGCUGCCUGGACGUGGCUGGGCACGGCAGUACGAGCUGGACAAGACUUGGGACUCUACUCGGAAUCCGGACCGUGGCCUGUGAUUGAAGGCGAAAUGCGACGGCGAGUAUGGUGGACGAUCUAUAUCCUGGACAGGAGUCUAGCUCUCGACCUUGGGCGGCCAGUGUUGAUCGACGACACUGACUGCGACGUGUCGCUCCCUGCCCCGGUGGACGACCAUUACAUUCACGAAGGAGGCAUUAUGGUUCCUCCAGGCCGCGAGCCCCUGAAUCACUCUCUCUUGGCUGUGAUUAACGUUGUCAGGUCAUACUCUUCUUUGAUCAAGACACUGGCUGCCCCGAUUGUGGUACCCACAAGGCUCGCAACCUUCGAGACGCACUUCAACUCUUGCCAUGCACAAUUCCCUCAAGUGUGCGACACAGCCAGUACAGGGCAAAUAUCGCCUCACCUCCUGACGCCCUACAACUACCUUCUCCACGCUCGUCUCGCAUUACACCGCCACAACCUGGCUCCGACCUGCCCGUCCGAUGUACGUCUUGCUGCCAUAGAGCAGUGCACUCACAUUGCUCUUGAAACAGCAUCGCUCCUCUCGCGUGCGACCCCGACCCUUGCAGACGGCGCUACUGCCCUCCUCACUACCCACACCUUCCGCUGUACCCUCUUCCUCCUUUUGGCAGGAUACUGGGACCAUGCAACGACGUGUCUGCGUGCUCUAGCGACCAUAGACUCGAAACGUGAUGUUGCCAUCCCCUGUGGACGGUUCCUCGCCUUCUUCAUAUCUACACUAGGCACAAAGCGCACCGAAUAUGCGGCAUUUGUUGCCCGCACGACGCCUCCGAAACCUUUCGCCCCGCCUCCUCCUCCCCAUGGCCGUUCCGGACCUACCCCGCUGCAAGAGGCUCUGUUGCAGGACGAAGAGCUCCUGGCAUACGUCAGCGCCGAUCUGCAGGCGGCGCCAGACUCGGCCUGGGUCUGGGCUGGCGGGGAGCGCGAGGCCAUCCUCUCCCCGACCUCCCCCGGAUCGAUUACAGCUUCUGGCGGUGCCAGUAGUGGGCUUUUCAGCGCUGAGCAAAGAACUGGCUUGAGCGAGGAGGAAGUCAAAGAGUGGGGAGGAUGGGAUCGCCUUGAGGCGGCCUUGCGGGGGCUUGCCUCGGGCAACACGACGCCCACGCCGACAUCCGCGACUUGGACGUCUGCUCUUCCCGCCGGGAUCAAGACCGAGGGCACGCCGACGUUGCCGAGCAUAAUGCCGGGCCCCGGCGAAGGCAGCAGCACCAACAGCCCGACAACGAGCACCAAGGGCCGGCCCCAGGACAGGUUGAGCAUCGCAAACAUCAUCUAA
Messenger RNA from Colletotrichum fioriniae, 1995 nucleotides. RefSeq lists its product as uncharacterized. The record is from RefSeq and is a predicted model, not a curated record. Gene Ontology annotation, molecular function: zinc ion binding; DNA-binding transcription factor activity, RNA polymerase II-specific; DNA binding. NCBI's taxonomy places the organism in Eukaryota, Fungi, Ascomycota, Sordariomycetes, Glomerellales, Glomerellaceae. Gene Ontology annotation, cellular component: nucleus. Gene Ontology annotation, biological process: DNA-templated transcription; regulation of DNA-templated transcription.